This is a messenger RNA of Caenorhabditis briggsae, 2610 nucleotides long. The record is from RefSeq and is a predicted model, not a curated record. The coding region runs from base 1 to 2610 and encodes 869 amino acids. NCBI's taxonomy places the organism in Eukaryota, Metazoa, Nematoda, Chromadorea, Rhabditida, Rhabditidae. The transcript is spliced from 7 exons.
AUGAAAACAAAAGAGAAGCGGUUUUUGGGAAUCUUCAAAAAGAAGACGACGCCUGCGCCGGCAGCUCCUCCUCUUCAGCAGGAAUCCGUCGAAUCAAACAGAACCACUGCCGUUGAGAGUGCAACUACGGAAGAUACAACGUCAUUGGCCUUCUCUUCUACACCUCCAGAAGACGUCAUGCCACCGAGAAAAGGAAGUAUUGCUCAAACCAGUGUAAUUCAUUAUUCUCCACCGGGUACUGUACGUGCUUCGUUACCACCGUCAGCCACGUCAUCCGUGGUGUCUGGAGGAUCAGAUGAGAGUGGAACAGUGGUGAUAACCAGGAAAAGCAACAUUGUUUUGGAUGAUGAAGAAUCGGUAAUUUCUACCCCAGUCAGUCAGUAUGACGAAUCCCCAAUUGUUCAAAAACCUCGAUCAAAGCGAGCGGCUCCUCCACCUCCUCCUCCAACGGCUUCUAUUCCUCCGAUGACGUCAUCAGUAGCUCCAUCUCCAUCUCCUGCUACAAAACGAGAACACUUCCGACAAACAUCCACAAAUUCCAUCUAUUCGACUGCAACGUCUUCUCCUCCACCACCUCCGCCUCAUCGGAAACAACAAGAAAAUGAAGUGGAUUACGAGGAGAUGUUGAAGAAAUUACAGAAUAAGUUUGAGGAAUGGAAUCAAGUGAGAUUAGAAGAUGGAGGAUCGUUUAAAGAGGAAAAAAUUAAGGCAGAGAUGUUGAAGGAUCAUGAAAAGUUGAAGAAGUUACUUGAGAAACAGAUUACAUCAGAUCGACCAAAACCUGUUUCGAACAACUAUAAUAUCAAGAACAGUAACAAUAACACUAGCAACGGUGUCAAAAAGCAAGCUCCUUUGAAGAUUCCUCAAUACGGAAACUUCUACGCUCCACCAGUGACUAGUCCUUCACCACCUGCACGUGUUGGUGUGGUUCCUGGUGGUACUGUGUACCAAAAAGUGCCUAAACCAUCUCAAAAUGGAACAUCUCCCAAAACGGAUGAAAAUCGAAAUGAAGUAGUUGUUGCUGCAAAGCAGAAGAUUUCAGUUGGUGCCGUCCAGAAUACAGAAGCUGUUGAUCGGUUACGUCGGGAAGUUGAAGAACAACGCCAGCGAGAAAAAGAAGUCAAACAGUACCGCAAUCCAAAGACGUUGGAAGUUCAAGUAAAGAGUCCAGAGCCAAAAAGAAAGGAGUUCCUUCCACCACCACCUCCACAAUCUCCAACUAAAUCAAAACCUCGGAUGGUUGAAUACAAGCCAAUGAAAUCUCCAGGACUUCCAAUCGAUCCUGAAGAUAUUUACGAAGAAAUUGAAGAAAAAGCUCCGCCCAUCCCAAAUACACCUCCCCCAAAACUUUCUGAAUAUCGGAAGGAACAACAUACUUGUUCUUCUCCUCGAAUGCCAACUGUUCCUUCAAAUGGAUAUGUGAGACUUCAAAUGAAUGGAGCAUCCAAGAAAGUAGCGGCUCCAAGUGCUCCUGUAGUUUCUCCAACGAUCCAGAAGAUUGCUCAGACACCGUAUACUGCACCUGAAUUCGCAUCAUCUCCAAAACUUCUAAGGAAGAAUCCAGAUCCACCUCAAUCGAAUUCUCUAGCCAAAAUGUAUACAUCCGUUCCUGUAAAAGAAGAGAAGAAAUACGAGAGACCACAAUUCCAUCCUCAAAUGACAAAUGGAAAUAGUUCCCCUGGAGGAAUGAUUACUGCCACGUCUUCUACUUCUUCUUCCUCUUCUAUUCCUACUCGUAAAAAUCCACCAAUGACAAGAGGAGCUUCGGUAGAUCAAAAUGGAUUUGGAUACUCAACAAGGAUUACGAUUCCGCAAGCCGAACAGAAAGUGGUAUCAUCUCCAGUCAAUUAUCGAAAAAUGACCAAAGAAGUGGAUGCUAAUCGAACGAAUCGAACGGUUUCAGAAGAUCAGUCUAACUAUGGUUAUGCCUCGAAAACUACAAUUAACAUUGCCACGGUACCAUUAACCCAAAAGAAAUCUCCAUCUCCAUCUAAAUUGUCUCCAAUGACUCGUGCAAUGUCUACCGAUCAGACCACAAUCAAAUCAGGAGCUCUUUCUCCAUCGAGUUAUCGCAAAAUCUCGGCUCCAGUGACCACUUCCUCUCCUCAACCACCGACAUUAAGAUCUUUAUCCACUGAAAAUGCCGUACCAUCUCCAUCGGCUAACAGAAGAAGUAUGCCUACCGCUGGAAUACUCUCCGCCACUUCACCAAAACCCACAACCAUAUCUGCCACAUCGCCACAUUAUCCAAAAACUAUCCCUACAGUAAUCCCUGACAAAGUUCCUAUCGCGCCAAAGCUUCCAAAACAAACCUCUGCUCAAGGAGAGACUUUCGAUAUAUCUGAUGUGCUGAAAGGACCUAAACUUCGAAAAGUGGGAAUGCCAGUAGAAAGAUCAGGAAUCUCUCUUGGAAAGGUCGUGGACACUGAGCCAUCAUCAAAUCAUCCAACAUCAACUCCUCCACCUCCUCCGCCUCCGCCCCAACCUGUUCUUGCCUCGCCGGCUCUUCAACCGAUUGCAUCUAAAAAUCCAGAUUUGAGGGAUUCAUUGAUGAGUGAAAUCCGGGAAGCUGGAAGGUUACGUGCCGCUCGUGCAGCUCAAUCUGCUUAA